Messenger RNA from Vicia villosa (hairy vetch), 1986 nucleotides. RefSeq lists its product as uncharacterized. Lineage: Eukaryota; Viridiplantae; Streptophyta; Magnoliopsida; Fabales; Fabaceae. The record is from RefSeq and is a predicted model, not a curated record. Gene Ontology annotation, molecular function: chromatin binding. Gene Ontology annotation, cellular component: nucleus. Gene Ontology annotation, biological process: regulation of gene expression. The transcript has 2 exons. Bases 57 to 1520 code for a protein of 487 amino acids.
AUAACCUAAUAAUAAUCCCACUUUUCUACCUUUCUCCCCUUCUCCACUUUUACCCAAUGGGAAGGCUAUCCUCCACCAUCGAAAUCGCUCACCACCGCCGCAGACACGAAGAUCGUCGCACUCCUGACUCCGAUGUCUCCGAAGAACGCCGCCGCCGAUACCGCCGUAGCCCUAGCUACGAUUCCUACGAUCGUCACACAAAUCGCCGCCGUAGCAUAUCACCCGAAAACCGAAACCCUAGACACGAUAACAGAAAUCCAAACGGCAACGAUCUUCCGAAGAAUUUCGGCCACCGCAACGGUUCCUAUCUCGACCGCGACCGCAACGAUUUCAAGCGCUCUGAGUCGGAAUCUGAUGAAGAAUUGAAGGGAUUGAGUUUCGAGGAAUACAGAAGGUUGAAGAGGCAGAAGAUGAGGAAGUCGAUGAAGUAUUGUAUCUGGAACGUUACGCCGAGUCCUCCCAGACGCGAGAAUGAUGAUCUUGAGGAUGUUUACAAGGCUGAAGAGAUUUCUGAGAAAUUUGACGGAAAGAAUGAGAAGGAGGUUAUACCAAAAGCAAAAUCUGAAUCCGAUGAAUCUGAUGGUAGUGAAUCGGAUAAUCCACGGUUGAAGAAGAAGAGUAGUAGAAGUUCUUCUAAGAAAUCGCGAAACCUUACGGAAUCUGAAUCGGAAUCAGAAGAAGAGGAAGAUCAGAAGAGGGGAAAGAAUAGGGAUGAUAGCGAUAGCGAUAGUGAAUCAGAGGAAGAUCGUAAGAGGAGAAGGGGAAGUAAGAGGAAGAUCAGUAGAAGGAAAAGGCGAAGUAAUAGGAAGAAGAGAAGGCAUAGUGAUUCAGAAGAGAGUGAAAGUGAUAACUCUGACUCUGAUGGUAGUGAAAAAAAGAGGAAGCAUUCUUCGGGGUCUCGAUCAAAACAGAGCAGGAAAGUAACAAAGAAAAGUGCUGAACCGAAAAGCGAGAGUUCGGAGGAUAAUGAGUUGGUUCCUGAUUCAGCUGUUUCGAAGAACAAGGAAGCAAUUGUUGUUGAUGAGGUGGAUGUGUCUGAGAUUAAUGAUGAGGCUCUACAAUUGAAGGAGCUGUUAGAGUUUCAGAAGAAACCGGCUUUGGAUAGCGAGCCAACGGUUGGGCCAAUGCCUUUGCCAAGAGCCGAGGGGCAUAUAAGCUAUGGUGGUGCACUUAGGCCUGGUGAAGGAGAUGCUAUUGCACAAUAUGUUCAACAAGGGAAACGUAUUCCUCGUAGAGGAGAAGUGGGUCUUUCUGCAGAAGAGAUUUCAAAGUUUGAGGAUCUUGGUUAUGUGAUGAGUGGCAGUAGGCAUCAGAGGAUGAAUGCAAUUCGUAUCAGGAAAGAAAAUCAAGUUUAUAGUGCGGAAGAUAAGCGUGCUUUGGCUAUGUUUAACUAUGAAGAAAAGGCGAAAAGAGAACAUAAGGUUAUGGCUGAUUUGCAGCGGCUAGUGCAGCGUCACAUUGGUCAGGAUGUUGGUCCAACUCAUGAUCCUUUUGGUGCAAAAGACGGUGCUGAUGCCUGAUAUUAUUAUUCAUGUGAUGAAGGGAAGUGAGAUUGGAGGUGAAGUUAUCUUGGAAGAAAAUGCCAUUAGCUGGAGUUAAAUAUAAAUCAACUGCAAUUCUGCAAAGGAUAUCUGCAAAGGAUAUCUGAUCUUUGGAUUUUGUCGUUGAAUGUUGUGGAGCAAGAGUGGAGAAAGAAUGCGAGGGAAAACUCACGAGUAGGUGAUCCAUGCAUGCACUGCAUUGAAUGAUUAAUCUUUUUUGAAGUAGGAUGCUAUGCACUGCAUUGGAUGAUUAAUCUUUUUUGAAGUAGGAUGCUUUCUUUUUUUGUGAAGUAGGAUAAAUAGAUGACGACGAGGAGAAUAAAAUAGUUUCAAAUGUUUAGUGUUGCCUGCAACUCUGGGGCAUAAUCUAUUUAUUAAGUUGUUUUUGUGAAUUAGAUUAUUGGUGAUCUUCACAACUUUUAUUGAUAUAAGAAUUUUUACUUUU